ACUAACUUGUUAACUGCUCCCAAGAAAUCAUCAUCAUCAUCAUCAUGGUUGCAUUGUUCUCCCCUCCUGUAUUCUCAGCUAUGGAGUGGCUCUUAGAGGAGGAGCCAUUGAGCUACAACGAGAGGUACUUGUACAAAGAUGAUGCGUCCUCGGAAUUUUGUUCAGCACUUGAGGCACAGGUUGAGAUUGGACCAUCAUCCCCUGACCCUGCCAUGGUCAAGAAGCUUAGCCACAAUGCUAGUGAACGUGAUCGCCGCAAGAAGGUCAAUCACUUGGUUUCUUCACUUCGUUCACUUCUUCCACUCGCAGAUCAAACGAAAAAAAUGAGCAUUCCAGCGACAGUUUCACGAGUCUUAAAAUACAUACCUGAGUUACAACAGCAAGUGCAAGGACUAACAAAGAAAAAAGAAGAGCUUCUGCGCAGAAUUUCUCGGCAAUUGCAAGGAGAAGCAGUGAACAAAGAAUCUCAAAGGAAGGUUAAUUCUGCUUUUGUUGUUUCAACAAGUAGGCUCAAUGAUUGUGAAGCUGUUGUUCACAUUUCCUCUUAUGAGGUUCACAAGGCUCCACUAUCCGAAAUCUUGCACUGUUUAGAAAAUAAUGGCCUCUCUCUACUCAAUGCUUCUUCCUCUGAAACCUUUGGAGGGAGGGUCUUCUACAACUUGCAUUUCCAGGUGGAAAAAACUCAUAGAUUAGAGCCCGAGAUUCUAACUGAGAAGCUUUUGUCAAUAUAUGAGAAGCAAAGGAUUUUCUGAUCGAACUAAAGUUGGCACUAAUUAAUUGUGAUGAUCAAACGAUCUUCAAUGCUUCUGAUGUUAAAUUUGACACUUAAAUAUAUCUGUACAUAUUUGGCAUAUGUACGGAUAGAAAGAUCAGAAAGGAGUAAUCACAUGCCCCUUAUAUAUGGUUUGGUAAAAAAGCAACUGGUAGGAAAGUGCAUGCACUUUAGGAUUUAAGGAAUAUGAUUGAAUGUUUUGUGUAAACAUAAAUGUUAUACUCAGCCUUGCCAAGCAAAUGUUCUAUGUGUCUCUUUCCUUUUAUUACGAAAAGAACGCGGAUGGUUAUAGAGUUUAAUUUUAGGUUUGUUAAA
Messenger RNA from Cajanus cajan (pigeon pea), 1087 nucleotides. RefSeq names its product transcription factor ORG2. The record is from RefSeq and is a predicted model, not a curated record. Gene Ontology annotation, biological process: regulation of transcription by RNA polymerase II. Gene Ontology annotation, molecular function: DNA-binding transcription factor activity, RNA polymerase II-specific; RNA polymerase II transcription regulatory region sequence-specific DNA binding; protein dimerization activity. NCBI's taxonomy places the organism in Eukaryota, Viridiplantae, Streptophyta, Magnoliopsida, Fabales, Fabaceae. Gene Ontology annotation, cellular component: RNA polymerase II transcription regulator complex.